CCUGUUUCGUGCCCCGCACAUCCGGUCGGCCCGACGACACGCCGCUGUUGAGUCUCUGAGCGGAUGAUGAUGGAGCGGUGAAGUUCACGGUAAGAUGUGUGUGUGCUGUUUGGAGAUUUGGGAUAGACUGAUUGAGGACAGCAGCUAACCCACGUAUGGCCUGCGAGUCGGCGUUACCUGCCAUCAUGGACGAGCAGGCCCUCAUGGGACUGAACCCCAACGCCGAUGCCUGCUACAGGCAGAGGGCGCUGGCAUAUUUUGAGCAGUUGAAAGAGUCUCUGGAUGGAUGGGAGGUGUGUGCUGAAGCCCUGGCCAAAGGGUUUUACAGUGACGAUCAUGUAAAGUUCUUCUGCUUUCAAGUCUUGGAGCACCAGAUUAAAUUCAGACACGGGUCGCUCACUGCAGCUCAACAGCAGCUGAUCCGAGAGACCCUGAUGAAAUGGUUGCAGGCUCAGUUGAUGAAUGUGCAUCCAGAAAAGCCCUUCAUCAGGAAUAAGGUGGCGCAGGUUUUGGCCCUGACGUUUGUGAUGGAGUUUCUGACAUUAUGGCCCAAGUUCUUCUUUGACAUCCUCAAUCUGGUGGGACUGAAUUCGAAUGGUGUGGACAUUUACCUGCGCACACUGAUGGCUAUCGAUGCUGAGGUGGUUGAUCGGGACAUCCUGCACAGUCCUGAGGAGACACGCAGAAACAUUCUGAUCAAAGACGCCAUGCGUGAGCAGUGCAUCCCGGCGCUGGUGGAGUCCUGGUUUCAGAUCCUUCAGACGUACCAGCACACCCACAGCGAGCUGACCUGCCAGUGUCUGGAGGUAGUGGGCGCGUACGUGUCCUGGAUCGACCUCAACCUCAUCGCCAACGACAGGUUUGUGAAUCUGUUGCUCAGCCACAUGUCCAUUGAGGAGCUGCGUGAGGAGGCGUGCGAUUGUCUGUUUGAGAUCGUCAAUAAGGGCAUGGAACCGGUUGACAAAACCAAGCUGGUGGAGACUCUGUGUCAGGUGCUGCAGUCCGCAGGGUUCUUCAGUAUCGAGCAGGAGGAGGAUGUGGAUUUUCUGGCUAAGUUCUCUCGGUUGGUUAACGGGAUGGGUCAGUCUCUGGUGCUGAGCUGGACUAAACUCAGUAAGAUGGCCGAUGUGAAGGUUUCGGCGGAAACGUUGCGUGCUGUGGAGGGGAAGGUUCCUCUGAUGCUACAGCUGCUAAUUCAUGAAGAUGACGAUAUUUCAGCCAACAUCGUGGGCUUCUGUUAUGACUACCUGCUUGUUCUCAAACAGCUUCCAGCUCUCAGUGAGCAGCAGAAAACAAACGUGGAGGCGAUCAUGCUGGCUGUGAUGAACAAACUCAAGUACGAUGACGAGUAUAACUUUGAGAAUGAGGGCGAGGAUGAGGCCAUGUUUGUUGAGUACAGAAAACAGUUAAAGAUGUUGCUGGACCGACUGGCUCAAGUCUCUCCUGAGCUUCUGCUGGAAGCUGUGCACAGAGUCUUCAACGCCACCAUGCAGCACAAACUGGUCUCCUGUGGCGUGAGCGAGUAUCAGCAUUCCUCUGUGACUCUGGAGUUCUUCGAGACCGUCGUCCGUUAUGAUAAGUUUUUCCUGGUCGAGCCGCAGCACAUUCCCAGUGUCUUGAUGGCGUUUUUAGAUCAUCGUGGCCUGAGGCACAGCAGUCCAAAGGUGCGCAGUCGAGUGGCUUACCUGUUCUCACGCUUCAUCAAAACCCUGCAUAAAUACAUGAAUGCAUUCAUCGAGGACAUACUCCGCAGAAUACAGGACCUGUUAGAGCUCGCUCCCCCGGAGAAUGGGUUUCCGGCUCUGCUGAGCAGUGAUGAUCAGCUGUUCGUGUUUGAGGCGGCCGGUGUGCUGAUCGUGAACGGAGAGAGUCCAGCCGAGCGAAAGCAGGCUCUGAUGCGCAACCUCCUGGCGCCGCUGAUGGAGGCGUUUCACAUGCUGCUCGCAAAGCUGCCGCAGGAGGCCGAUGAAGAGAGACAGGCAGUGCUGGCCGAUUGUCUGAGUCACGCUGUGGGAUUCGCCAGUCGCACCAGUAAGGCGUUUAGUAACAAGCAGACGGUGAAGCAGUGCGGCUGCUCUGAAGUGUAUCUGGACUGCCUGCAGACCUUCCUUCCGGCACUCAGCUGUCCCGUCCAGAGAGGGCCUCUGCGCAGCGCCGUGCGCUCCUUCCUCCACCGCAUGAUCAUCUGUCUGGAGGAAGAGGUGCUGCCCUUCAUUCCAGCUGCGUCGCAGCACAUGCUGAAGGACUGCGAGCCCAGAGACCUGCAGGAGUUCAUCCCACUCAUCAGUCAGAUCACUGCCAAGUUUAAGAACCAGGUGUCUCCUUUCCUCCAGGAGAUCUUCAUGCCUCUAGUGAUGGCCAUAUUCGAGGUGUUGUCUCGUCCAGCAGAGGAGAACGACCAGACGGCUGCGUUAGAGAAGCAGAUGUUGAGAAGAAGCUACUUCAGUUUCGUUCAGACCAUCGCCAGCAGCGGCAUGAACGAGGUCAUGGCCAGUCAGGGAGCUGAAAAUAUCGAGCGUGUGCUGUUCACCAUCAUCCAGGGAGCCGUGGAUUUCCCAGACCCUGUCGCCCAGAAAACCUGCUUCAUUAUCCUGUCCAGACUGGUGGAACUCUGGGGUGGUAAAGACGGUUUGGUGGGAUUUCCAGAUUUCAUCUAUAAGCAUAUCGUCCCAGCAUGCUUCAUGGCCCCUCUUAAGCCAACCUUUGACCUUUCAGAUGCCCAGACUGUUUUGACACUGUCCGAGUGCACGCUGACUCUGCACAUGAUUCAUCUCAAAAGAGGGCUGGAGUGUAUUCGGUUUCUUCAGGAGUAUCUGCCUUCUCUGCAGGUCUCGCCUGAAAUCACGCAGGAGCUGUGUCAAGUGCUUCAGCAGCCGGAUGUUAAGGUUCUGAAAAACUACAUGAAGGUUUUCUUCCAGCAGGCCAAACUUUAAAACUGGAACUGUCAAGCGGAGCGUUUUGGGAGCUCAGCAGUCAACGCCACUUACAGACCACCAUAACGACAGAACUUAGCGUAGAAGCUACUUUUGCACUUAAAGAAGCAUAACACACCCUUCCUGUCUGCGGGGACACGGACCCCCAACAGGAGUCACGUGGGGAUUGGCGGUCACGUGACGUGACCACACCCCCACACCGACCUUGGCCCAAUCAGAGUUGUGCUCUCCAUGGAGGUUUAGCCGCCUGGGCUGGAGGCGACGUCUGCGAUUGGACGAGACGCCAUACUGUAGGUGGGGUUUGUGAGGGUGGGCGGGGCUUCAGUCCUGGACACAAUUUCAAGGGAAAAUGCAUUUCCACUUGAAAUACAACAGUUUUGGUUAUUGUUUGGAAGUAUGACUUAAGUGUUACAGAAAAUUCUGGAAUGAAUUUAAUGAAAUGUUUUUGGGGUUUUUUGUGCGGAAGCUUAAGAAGGGCCGGAUUAAGAAGAUUUAAUUGCUACUUUUUCUUUUUUUUUAACAUGCAUAGGUUUUAGUUUGACGUGAUGGGGUUAAUAAAUGGAAGUGCUCUUGAUGUUGGGCUUUUUGGAUCUAAAAUGUCUUUUUUUUUUUUUUAAAUCAGCAAUCCCUUCAAGUUUUCCAUAUAAUACGGCAUUCCCAUCAAAGCUGUUCUGUAACUCAUAUAGUUUCCGAACACUAAACAUUUGUCCGCUCCAUCACAGUCUCAGAUUCGCUGUCGUUUAAUGCCUUUAAAGCCCACUUGAAAUAUGCAAUGUUACGAACUGUGAAAAUACUACGAGGUGGUUUGAUCCUUGGAUCUGCAGUGGGAAUGUUUUGGUUAAGUUACGCUGCUAGCAAUUCUUGUUUGGAAAUGUACUUUGUGUAAAAAAAAAAAAGAAAAUCUCUGAUUUGUAGAAAUGACCUGUUACGGCUGACAAAAUGACAAUCUGUGUUGGAUUUUUAGAGACGCUGCACGUGUCUUAACCCUUUCAGCUCUGGAUUCCACGUCAGACAGAAACGCUCGGCAAAGGUUUGGACCUAAACGUUUCUUGGGUCUCAACAUCACGUUGGCUUUAAUGGUUAAAAAUCAUGAUAGGGAAAAAAAAAGUUUGUAACUUUGAAUAUGAGAUUGACUGUUAAAGAUUGUUUCUUUGUCAUUACCCAUAAGCCUUUGCUUCAGACUUCCUGUGAUUUGCCUAACAGACCUGUUACUCAAAUGCUCCAGUCCUGCUCGUCAGACCCACUGUGUUAAUGCCAAAAAAAAGAGGAGAGGGACACGAAAGGUAGACUGUGCAAACUUGUUUUAUUUUUGAUAUGCUGGGAAAGGCCCUCUCACACUCUCUUUUGUCAUGACCAAUAAAGUAUUUACUAAUCUCCGCCAGAUUUCCAGCUGGAGGUUUAUUGAAGCGGCUGCAUUCACGUAAUCAUUCAAACAGAUUCAGGAGAACGAGGUGCUGAUGCAACGGUUUUAUUCCACAUUAGUAGCUCUGUGUAAACAUGUUCACCCUUAAACCCGAAAUGAAACAAAUAAUGCUGGAGCCACUUCACCUUCACAAGUGCUAAAUAUUUGAGCUGCAGAGUCUUGCGUGCAGCAUCGUGAUGUUUCAGCCUUUAAUCACAGCGAUGGGUCUGAGCUUGAUGGCCUUCUUACUGAUGCCGGCGUCGUGGCACGUGUUCACUACAUCCGUGACGUUCUUGUAGGAUUCAGGAGCCUGAUGUGCAAGAUACAAUGCACGUU
Messenger RNA from Sinocyclocheilus grahami, 4671 nucleotides. Its product is annotated as exportin-T-like. Gene Ontology annotation, molecular function: tRNA binding; small GTPase binding. Bases 156 to 2933 code for a protein of 925 amino acids. The transcript has 25 exons. Lineage: Eukaryota; Metazoa; Chordata; Actinopteri; Cypriniformes; Cyprinidae. Gene Ontology annotation, biological process: tRNA re-export from nucleus. The record is from RefSeq and is a predicted model, not a curated record. Gene Ontology annotation, cellular component: nuclear matrix; nuclear pore; cytoplasm.